GGAAAGAAAGGCGAAAUCUGAAACGUGAAAGUAAAGAUACCUGCGGGUAAGCAUUCAAUUCUUCCCUUUCAGCUUCUUUUUUGGUGUUAGAUUCACUUUCAAUUAUUGCUUCCCACUCUUUUAUAGUGUCACUCUGAUCUCAAACACAAUAGACAGAAUGGAGAAUUCAACAGAGAAGAACGUGACAAUAUCUUUAAACAUUCCACAAGUUCGUGACAGUAAUGAGUCUCCUAGGGUGGUCAGCAAUGCUAAGCCCUUUGGAGAAGAAGAGAAGCAUAAAGAAAUUCCAGAGAAUAAUGGGCAUAUGAUCUGUCUUCCCAUCAACAGCACUGGAGAGACGCAAGCGAAUUUGGCUCAAGUAAUUGCCCAUUAUGUUGGGACCCUAAAUAAAAAACAAUUGCGCUUUUUAGGUUAUUCCACUAAUCAAGAAUUUGACUAUGACGCAUUAGCACCAUUAUUGCAUUUUCACAUAAACAAUGCUGGCGACCCAUUUAUAGGGAGUAGUUAUAGUCUAAAUUCAGUGGAAUUUGAAGUACCCGUGCUUGAUUGGUUUGCCAAUCUGUGGGAGAUAGAGAAAGAGGAGUAUUGGGGAUACGUCACAACUGGUGGAACAGAGGGAAACCUUUAUGGGAUAUUAUCUGGGAGGGAACAAUUCCCAAAUGGAAUUUUGUACACAUCACAGGACUCGCAUUAUUCAAUAUUCAAGACUGUAAAAAUGUAUAGAAUGCAAUGCAUAAAAGUUGGCACUUUGAUCUCUGGUGAAAUCAAUUAUGUUGAUCUAAAAGCUUUACUUCUUGCUCAUAAGAACAGGCCAGCCAUCAUCAAUCUAAAUAUAGGAACUACUAUGAAAGGAGCAAUUGAUGACAUUGAUCAUGUAAUACAAACACUUGAGGAAAGUGGCUUCUCUCGCGAUCAAUUCUAUAUUCAUUGUGAUGGAGCUUUAUCCGGAAUAAUGUUGCCAUUUCUUAAACAAGCUCCAAAGGUUACCUUCAAGAAGCCCAUUGGAAGUAUAUCCACUUCUGGCCAUAAGUUUUUAGGAUGCCCAAUUCCUUGUGGUGUUGUCAUAACACGCCUAGAACAUGUCAAUGCUCUUUGUAGAGAUGUUGAAUACAUUAAAUCAAGGGAUGUCACAAUCACGGGUAGCCGUUGUGGGCUUACCCCUAUUUUCCUCUGGUAUGCACUCCAAGAAAAAGGUUUAAUAGGACUUAAGAAAGAAGCACAAAAGUGCAUCACAAAUGCAAACCACUUACUCGAUAAACUACAUGAAAAUGGAAUUGGUGCAAUGCAAAACAAGUUCAGUAAUACCGUUGUAUUUGAAAGGCCUCUAAAUGACGACUUUGUGCAAAGGUGGAGUUUGUCUUGUGAAGGAAAUAUUGCACAUGUGGUUGUGAUGCAGCAUGUCACUAUUGAAAUGCUAGACUCCUUUGUUAGUGAACUUGUUAAAAAACGAUCUAUUUGGUUUCAAGGUGGACUGAUAAAGCCUCCAUGCAUCUCAAAUGCCAUUGGUAGAGAAAAUUGUGCCUGUGCAUUGCAUAAAUCGUUGUAAAAGAGGGAGGAAUGCAUUUGAUGAUAAAAAUGUAAUCCAUGAUAUUAUAAUUGAUAAAAUUGAUGUACUCAUCAAUCAUUAGAAACUUUUAUUUUAUGAAGAAUCAUAAAUAAAAUGGUUUUAACCAUAA
Lotus japonicus is the source of this 1676-nucleotide messenger RNA. RefSeq names its product serine decarboxylase 1-like. The coding region runs from base 158 to 1546 and encodes 462 amino acids. The transcript has 5 exons. Gene Ontology annotation, molecular function: carboxy-lyase activity; pyridoxal phosphate binding. The record is from RefSeq and is a predicted model, not a curated record. Lineage: Eukaryota; Viridiplantae; Streptophyta; Magnoliopsida; Fabales; Fabaceae. Gene Ontology annotation, biological process: carboxylic acid metabolic process.